Molecule: messenger RNA, 472 nt
Organism: Anolis carolinensis (green anole)
Lineage: Eukaryota; Metazoa; Chordata; Lepidosauria; Squamata; Anolidae
Gene: hoatz
Product: HOATZ cilia and flagella associated protein
Exons: 5
Coding region: 5-466 (153 amino acids)
Biological process (GO): cilium assembly
Source: RefSeq, a predicted model, not a curated record
UGCCAUGGAGACGCGGCCUAGCGCGGAGGCGCCUCGGCCGCCCGCCUCCUCGCGUGAAGCCCCGUCCGAGUCGGCCUUGGUCUUCGCGGGCUCCAGCGAGCAGGACGUGGCCCUGGCCAAGACCUUCUGGGAUUCGGUGACCCUCCAGCCCCACCUCGAGUCCUGCCUGGCGCCCCGGCGGGGAUCCCUCCACAGCGACGCCGGGCCGGCACCCGGGUCCGGCACCGGGUCCAGGAGGCCCUCAAACGGCGGCAAACAUGACAAUUCUGCCCGGCCCUCCAUCAGCAGAAGAGAUGAAGAGAGAAAACUGGGAGCAAUCCAAGCUGAGAAGAACGCCAUGAAAGAGCAGUACCUGAAGAAGGCAAAGAAGAGGGAGGAGAUUAUUGCCUUGCUGAGAAAGCAACGGGAAGAAAGGUUGACGAAGGAGGCUCAUCUGAACAGGCCGACCAAAAUGCAGGAAAGGUAACAGAAC